Molecule: messenger RNA, 919 nt
Organism: Medicago truncatula (barrel medic)
Lineage: Eukaryota; Viridiplantae; Streptophyta; Magnoliopsida; Fabales; Fabaceae
Product: 2-hydroxy-palmitic acid dioxygenase MPO1
Exons: 4
Coding region: 86-679 (197 amino acids)
Biological process (GO): sphingoid catabolic process
Cellular component (GO): endoplasmic reticulum
Source: RefSeq, a predicted model, not a curated record
UUGUAUAUACAUACAAUGAGGAGGAAAUACAGAAAAUAUAUAACAAUAUCAAACAAACAAACCAUUCUAACCAGAACCCAAAAAAAUGGAUAUAUUAGAUCUGGAAAAGCACUUUGCCUUCUACGGCGCUAACCAUACGAACCCAAUAAACGUUAUACUCCACAAACUCUUUGUUUGGCCUCUCAUUUUCACUUUUCUUAUUCUCUUUUACUUUACUCCUCCAUUUUUCUCUCCUUCCCAAACACUCCUUAAUUUUAUCCACCCUGUUUUAAUUUUCAACUUUGGUUUUGUAUUCGCUGUUUUCUAUGCUGUUUACUAUGUUGCUUUGGAUAUCAAAGCUGGUUCCUUUGUUGCUGUAUUCACUCUUCUUUGUUGGGUUUCGUCUAGUUUCAUCGCUAAUUCACUCGGCUUCCAACUCGCUUGGAAGGUUGUGUUGGCUGCUCAGUUGAUUGGAUGGACUGGAACAUCUAUUGGUCAUGUUGUGUUUGAGAAACGUGCACCAACUCGAUUGGAUGACUUUGCUCAAGGUCUUUUAAUGGAGCCUUUCUUCGUGAUUCUUGAGGUCCUCCAAUCAUCCAUCGGAUAUGAACCAUAUCCAGGAUUUCAGACAAAGGUGAAGGCAAGGAUAGAAGCCAAUAUCAAAGAAUUCAAGGACAUUGAACAAAAGAAACUUUCUUAGCUUAAAAUAGUUUGCAAAUGUUGUUGUUUUAAACCAUUCCUUUGGAAAUAGAAAAAUAAAAUCUUACAGAAAACUGGAUUUGUUGUGUUGUCAUUUAUUGAGGGGAAAUUGGAGAUAAAUUAGUGGAGAGAUAAUAAAAGUAUAUUUGUUCCAAACAAACAUCAUGAACAUUGUGCAGCUAUUUCUAACUAUGAGUUCCUCAAUUUCAUUGUCAAUGUAGUUCUUGUGAGUCUUCUUGGA